CGGGAACAAGUUGCUGGGCUAGUUCAGAGCCUGCGCGGUGGGUGGGUCCCGAGGUUGAGGUCGCAGUUGUGGCCACUGGAGGGAAAGGGAAAAGGGAAGAGGAAAAGGAAGGCGGGGCAGGGAGGCUGCCCGAACCCGGAAGUGGGUAGAUGCUCAGAGAGAGCGCGCUUGUAGUGAAGCUCGGUGGCGAAGAGGCUGCGGAGGAGCUCCGAGGAGGCGACCAUGAAACCCUUCCUCAUACCUCUCCAAGGGUUACCCAAGAUCGAAGCUAGUUUUCCUUUUUAAGUCUCUUGAGACACUUAUGAAGCUUCUUGUCUUGAAAUUGCAUUAUUGCAAUGAAGAAAAGGAGAAAGGUUACUGCAAAUUUUGACGAGAAGAUCCAUCUAGGCUAUCAUAAAGACUCUUCUGAUGGAAAUAGUGCAGCGGAUAGUGACCAGGUGACCUUUAGUCAUUCUAUAGAAGGAUCUGCUCCUGAAGAUCUUCAGUGUUAUCAGCAGCUUCCUCCAUCACCAGAUCAGAGAAAGCUUCUGAGUUCUUUGCAGUAUAAUAAGAAUUUGCUGAAAUAUUUAAAUGAUGAUAGACAGAAGCAACCAUCUUUCUGUGACUUACUCAUAAUUGUAGAAGGCAAGGAAUUCAGUGCACACAAAGUUGUUGUUGCUGUUGGCAGUAGUUAUUUUCAUGCUUGUUUGAGCAAAAAUCCAAGCACAGAUGUUGUCACUCUGGAUCAUGUAACACAUUCUGUUUUUCAGCAUUUGCUUGAAUUUCUCUACACCUCAGAAUUUUUUGUGUAUAAAAAUGAAAUACCUCUAGUUUUAGAGGCUGCAAAGUUUCUGGACAUUAUAGAUGCAGUUAAACUGCUAAAUAAUGAAAAUAAUUCUAAUUUUCCUUCUGAAAUAACUGAAAAGGCAUCACCAGCAGAAACGCUAAGUGAAUUGGCUGGCAGAUUAUCUAAUAGUCACCAGUGCAAAUUCUGCAGUAGAAAUUUUUGUUAUAAGAAGUCUCUAGAGAAUCAUUUGACCAAAACCCAUAGAUCCCUAUUAAUAGGGAAAAAACAUGGGUUAAAAAUGCUGGAAAGGGGUUUUUCAGCAAGGAGAUCAACAAGGAAUAGAAAGUGCCCUGUAAAGUUUGAUGAGGACAGUGAUAAUGACAAUGAAAGUGAUGAAAUAGACAAUUUGGAUAAAGACAAUUUGGAUAAGGUCACUUUUGAUACAGAAAAGUCAGAUAAAAAUGACUCUGAGGAUGCUGGAAGUGAGUACAAUGCAGAUGCAGAAGCACAGGAGGAAGAGAUCUCAGAUGAUUACUCUGAGGGGGAAGAGCAAAGUGACAAAGAACAUAAUAAUACAGAAGAGGAUCCUGAAAUUGCUGAUUCUGCAGGAAAUAUUCAUGAAGGGUUAACUCCAGUGGUCAUUCAGAACAGUAACAAAAAAAUACUGCAGUGUCCUAAGUGUGAUAAAACAUUUGACCGAAUAGGAAAGUAUGAAAGUCACACCCGUGUUCACACAGGUGAGAAGCCUUUUGAGUGUGACAUUUGUCAUCAGCGUUAUUCAACAAAAUCUAACCUAACUGUUCACAGAAAGAAGCACAGUAAUGAAACAGAAUUUCAUAAAAAGGAACAUAAAUGCCCUUACUGUAAUAAACUUCAUGCGAGCAAGAAGACUCUAGCCAAACAUGUUAAAAGAUUUCAUCCUGAGAAUGCACAAGAAUUUAUUUCCAUCAAGAAGACUAAGAGUGAAAGUUGGAAAUGUGAUAUUUGUAAGAAGUCAUUUACUCGAAGACCACACUUAGAGGAACAUAUGAUACUUCAUUCUCAAGACAAACCCUUUAAGUGCACCUAUUGUGAAGAGCAUUUCAAAUCACGAUUUGCAAGACUAAAGCACCAAGAAAAGUUCCACCUGGGUCCAUUUCCAUGUGAUAUCUGUGGUCGCCAGUUUAAUGACACUGGAAAUCUGAAACGACACAUAGAAUGUACUCAUGGUGGAAAGAGAAAAUGGACUUGUUUCAUCUGUGGAAAAUCAGUAAGAGAAAGAACUACCUUAAAAGAACAUCUGAGGAUUCAUAGUGGUGAAAAACCUCAUCUCUGUAGUAUUUGUGGACAGAGUUUUCGCCAUGGGAGCUCAUAUAGACUUCAUUUGCGAGUCCAUCAUGAUGAUAAGAGAUAUGAAUGUGAUGAAUGUGGAAAAACAUUUAUUCGUCAUGAUCAUCUUACAAAACAUAAAAAAAUACAUUCAGGUGAAAAAGCUCAUCAAUGUGAAGAAUGUGGAAAAUGUUUUGGCCGAAGGGAUCAUCUCACUGUUCAUUAUAAAAGUGUUCACCUUGGUGAGAAAGUGUGGCAAAAAUAUAAAGCAACAUUUCACCAGUGUGAUGUUUGUAAGAAAAUUUUUAAAGGCAAAUCAAGUCUGGAAAUGCAUUUUAGGACACAUUCAGGUGAAAAGCCCUACAAAUGUCAAAUUUGCAAUCAGUCUUUCAGAAUUAAGAAAACUUUAACAAAACACAUGGUUAUUCAUUCUGAUGCUCGACCCUUCAACUGUCAGCAUUGUAAUGCCACAUUUAAACGGAAGGACAAGUUGAAAUACCACAUUGACCAUGUGCAUGGAAUAAAAUCUCCAGAUGAACCACUAACUUCUUCUGAGGAGAAACUUGUAUCCUUACCAAUGGAGUACCCUCCUGAUGGGAAAGGUUACCAAACAGAAACUAAACAGUACAUGGACCAGCCCAAAUAUCAAUCAGAAUCUAAAACAAUGUUACCAAAUGUUCCUAAUGAAGUCUGUGUUCCAGUAACAUUGGUUCCAGUCCAGAUGCCAGAUACUCAGAAUGAUCUGGUGCGCCAUACCACUGCACUUCCACCACCCUCCCAGGGCAUCCUUUCUACACAGCCACAGCCAACAGAUUAUCCACGAACAACAGAUUUAGCAUUUCUGGAAAAAUAUACUCUCACUCCUCAGCCUACAAACAUAGUUCAUCCAGUUCGUCCUGAACAAAUGCUUGACCCUAGAGAUCAGUCUUACCUUGGAACGUUACUAGGUCUUGAUAACACUACAGCUGUGCAAAAUAUUGCUAAUAAUGAACGUCACUCAUGAUCAGGCCUAACAUUCCACAAAAUUUUAGUGGCUAUAUGCUGAUUGCAAGCAGUAGCUGAUAGCUAUUAAAUUAAUAGGGCUACUAUAGUUUGCAUUUUCUCUGACCUCCAAAAUUCUGUGUAUAGUUUAAGAUCAAAGAAACAUUAUGUGGACAUAUUUUGAUGCAUUAUAUUUAAAGUGUAUAUCUUAUAAUUUUUAAAUAUUUUAAAAUCUUUUGAGAUCUUAAUUUUUAAUAGUUUCUUAGAUAUAGUUUUUUAGAUAUUCACUUAAAGGAAUUUUUAGAUAUAUUUUUGGUUAUGAUUGUUUUUCAUUUUCAUCUCAUCCUUACUUUCCUCUUCAUUUCCCUCCUCUAGCCCCCAAGUGAAAAAAUUAAUUUUAAUACAAGCCUUUAAAAAAAAACAAAUGAAUGUACUGGAAGCUAUCAGCUGUUUUUGUUCCAGCUUGAAAUUAACAUGAUCUUGCCCCAAAUGCAUGUUUUUCUUAUUAGUAUCAUGCACCUAAGUUUCCUUAAAAAAUGCUUAAAAGCUUCUUUUGGCUUUCAUAGUUUUAUUAUUUCUAGCCAGCGUUUCCCAUUGGUCUUUUUUGACAGGCUGAAAGUAAAAAGUAGACUGACACUGUAUGGUCAGGUAGCAAGGUAACGUGUGACAAUAGAAACAUACCUCAGUUAUCCAAGAUGAAAAAAUAUAGAAAGAAAAAACAUUCUAUGUCUAGAAUUUUUCUUUUAUAAUUAAAUUUAUUUUUUAGAUUUUAGCACUUAAUGCCUCUACUUUAUUUCUGACUUUUAUCUUCAUUUCUUAAAGGUUUGGAUAACAAAAAAAAUUUCCCUUAUUAGGAGUAGAUAAGACACCUUUGGAGGAGCAUGAUGUUAUAAUGGAAAGAACAACAGUUUGGCAGUUAGAGCCUGAGUUCUAAUUCUGGCUCUACUACUCAGUACUUCAGUACUAGCUUUAUGACUUCUGUUGAAAGAAUAAUGUAUGGGCAGCUCUGACCCUUAGUUUCCUGAUCUGCAAAACUGUGUUUAGGUAGGUGGGUGGAGUUCGGGAGAGGUUUGAGGUUAGCUAGAUGAUCUCUAAGAUCUCUUCAUGUUAUCCUGUCAUUCUACUAAUCUUGGAUAAUUGAGGCUCUGAUAAGUAGAUUAAUAAGAUUUUUCAUGUUUAAUCAAUAGAAAAAGAACUAAGAUAAACCCUAAAAUUUAUGGUCAAGUCUACUGAAUGUUGUUUUCACCUCAUUAAAGGCAAAGAAAAAUAUCACUUGUACGUCAUAAUUCACAUUUUUUAAAGUUUUUUUCAUUUUAAUUCCUUUAUGCCUAGUAUCCAUUACUAUUAUCUUAUUGAGAAAUAAGGAGUGAGGAAAUACCAGUUGUAGUACCAUCUUUACUUAAAAUACUUUACUGUUUCAAAAUAAUUGAUGGAGUAGGGAGCCAAGAUAAGUUGGUGAAGCUUGAAUUACAGAAUAUUUUUAAAGUAAUACAGUUCUAUUACUUUCAAGUAGGUAUAGAAACUUCAAUUAGGUUAACAAAAUGUUGUCUUGGGGAAAUUUCUUUAAUGAAUAGGUAAAAUGUGUAAGUGUAUAGGUAAGAGGAGGCUGCAUCCGUUAUUAGUGAAGAAUUUUUGAAGGAAAGUGGCAUAAAGGAUUUCAUAAGAGGAACUAGAUGAAUCCCCAGAAGGAAUGAUGAACUGGUUAUGUAGUGAGAACAAACAAUAUGGGUCACCAGCAAGAGGUUGAGAGAUUUUUAAUUGGUAUAGUAUUUAUAUAUAAAUUUAAGUGUUUGAGACUACUUGAAAAAAUUUUAGUACUGAAAAAAUUUUUCUCAUCAGUCUUAUAGUAAUGACUUGCUAGUAAACAUGCCAGAUCUUGCAUACGUCAUAAAUAAAAUGGAAUUUUAAAGGUUUCCUCACACUAGAAGGGCCAACGACAUUUCUUUAGUGAAAUACUUGAAAAAUUGAGGUAUUUUACCAGGAUGUUCAUAAAUAGAUGUGCCUACCUAUGAAGAUUAUGCUAAAACAAUAGAGAAAACAGAAAACCAAAACACUGCCCUUCCCUUUCUUACCCCCUACUCCCAAAUUUUCUUUCAUCAGGGUUUGGUAAUAAUUAAAUUAGAUCAUUUUUAUUCAUCCCAUUUUUUAAAACCUUAUUUUUAACAAUGGGAACAAAUUUGCAUUGAGAAUUGGAUAAUUGAAGUACUUUCAGUCUUCAAAGUUAAAUUAUAAAGUCACAAUAACAGAUAUUUUUUAUUUUAACUAAAACUGUUAAUGCCACAGAAACAAAUUACAUCUAUAGAUCUCUCCUUAAUUUGUAAACAUUUAAGGUUUUAGGUGAUUUUUAAAUUUUAUGUAACAAAAGACUUUUUUUUUUUGCUUUACAAAAUUUUUGCAACAGGGUUCUUCUUUAGUGACUUUCCUAAAUGCUUUACAAAAUUUUUGGUUUACAGUAAUUUUAUUUAUAUAAAACUUGUUUUGCAGUGCAUACAUGGUGCAAAUUGAAGUACAUCUCCAGAAUUUUGUGAAAUUAUCUUUUAUUUGUACAGUACUUUACAAUUAAUAGUUAUUUACAUUUGUCUCGCUUAAUAAUCUUAAUACAUUAUCUCACUUAAUUAUCACAAAGCUCUAUAAUAUAGUUAGGACAAUUAUACAUGCUGCCUUUUUUUUUUCUCUUAAGAAAAUGGACACAGAUAAGUGAAAGCUUUUGUCUAGUGGCAGAACAAGAAACCAUGUAUUGUGAUGCCUUCUCUGAUUGGUUCUCUUUUCACUGUACCAUUUAAAGACAUUAUCUCUUUUGUUGCCUCUUAUUCCCCAGAGUUCUAAGGAAUCCAAAAAUUAUUGAAAGCCUUACAAAUUUGGGCAAACUGAACAGAAAGGUGCUUUAAGAUGAUUUCAUGGCACAGAAGAAAUGCAGUGAAGCUUGCAUUUGUCAGCUGUACUAUUGUUUCAGAUAUUUGGAGAGUCUUUAGAAAAACAAUAAAUUAAAUAUAACAUUGUUAGUGUAACCAUGUCAAAAUUUUUUACUUAUACAACUGAAAUGUGCAUUCCAGGAACACAACUUAGCCUUUAAAUUCAUUUAUUCAUCUAAGGAAAAUUAGCACUUAAUUAGCACCAUAAAUUAACUUUUAUCAAAUGGAAAAAAUUGUCAGCCUAGUUGAUUCUAUCUUUAAAACACCAAAGAUCCUAAUAGAUAUUAAAUAGGAUGGAGAUAAUUUAAGUUCUACAUUGUUUGAGUAAGGACUUGUCCAAAGAAGCACAGUUGAAGUCCUAGUUUACUUUUUUAAAUAUUCAGUAUCAGUAGUGAGCAUUAUUAUGAAGUGUGUCUGUUUAUAUGUAUGUAUUCUAUGAAAAUAAGAGCAGAAGAUACUUUAGGGAUAUACACACACAAGCGAACAUACUCUGUAAAAUAUAUCAAGUAAGAAUGAUUAGAGUUUAAUUCAAGUAAUUAAAAGUCAUCUUUUAAAUGGACACUAUCAAAUGCUGUUCUAUAUUCCACUGAUGGAAAAUAUUUCCUUUUGCAAUUAUUUUAAAAUUUCAAUUGAAGCAAUUUUAUAGAAUAAAAUUAGGGAUUAAAUUUGUGGGUUGUCUUUAAGCUAAAAAAAUUUAGCAAGGUUGGUAACCAGUAAAUUAAAAGAUCUUUUCUUAGAAGUUAUUGAGAUGUUUAAUUCUGAAUUAAAAGGUAGAUUUUUUUAGAAUAAGCCUGAGUGAUUUUUUAAAUCAAUGCAUUCUUCAUUGCUUUCUUUCUUAGUAGAUAGAGAAUCAGAAAUGAUAGGAAGACUUUAGUUCAAAUUCUGCCUCUGACCCAUACUGGCAUGUGACCUUGAACAUAUCAGUUACCUCUCACUGUCCUAGACAACUUAAGACUAUAGUUUGCAGAACAGUUGUGGAUCUACAUUGGUAGAGGGAGUUUUUUCACUGGAAGUUCUUCACAGUCCCCAUGGGGAAUUUCUUCUGAAGUCACAAGUUUAAACCAAAACAUUGACAAAUCAUAAAAUUGGUAUAUUUUUUAUCAAUCUGAGAAAGCUUCUUAAUAUCACUAUGAUGUGGAUAUUUAAUAGUGAUGAUUUAUAGUAACCUGGCAUUUAUAAAUUGAUAAAGAGCUAGAGUAUAAGCAACCUUGGUUUUCACAGAAUUGACAAAAAAACUACACAAUUAUACUACUGAGUAUAUACUAUUUAUAAGCUUGUUCUUUCUUGCCACCAAAUUAUUGAAUGUUACUUUUAGUAGAAGUUAUAUUUUGUGUAUAUGCUCUUUGAUAGUGUCCUUUUAAAUCUGAUCUUUUCUUGAUUAAUUGCUAUGUGCCUUUUUGUGUAUUAUAGUUGUUGAAUGUUCCUUCUGGUUGAUAGAUUGUACUGGUGGAUACAAAAUAUAUGAGUUGUAUAUCAAUAUUGUUAUAUUUUAGUGAUGUUCUGUUUUGUCUGCCGGUCAGGCAAUGGUUUUUUGCAAUUAUUUGAGGUUUAUGUAGGUAGAGUGGCACCAAGUGCUAAUAUUAAAAUUCAUUUUUAUGAUUUCAAUGUCAUAAUUUCUAUCUUUAUUUUAGCCUUUAUAAGUACAGUGUAUCUACCUACUAGGCAUAUCUCUCAAAGGCAAUCUUCUAAAUAAGAGAAGUCAUUUUUAGUUCAUCAGAUGGUCUGUUUGUCUUAACUAAAUAGUUCUGAACUUAGCACCUAUCCUACAUACCAUCUUGAUGUAACUGAAAUGGAAAAGGGAGUUAUGUUAGGAAAUCAGUGGGGCUUUUUUUGAUGUAGCAAUAUUCAUCCCAUCAGUCAUACAACUUGAGUUACUGAGCUCAGGAAAAGAUACAAAUCUGUGGAAAAGCCAGUGUCUAAAUUAUUUUAUGAUUAGUGCCAAAUUUUAAAUCUUUCUAAAAAUCUCAGUGUUCAGGAAAUGAAGCUUUUUUCAAAAAUAGAAACAUUUUUAAAAAUUGCUUGUUUCUUAAACUGAAUCAUAGUUUGUGGGAAUUGUGCACAUAUACUGCCAAGUAUAGAAAUUCUUAUAUUCUCAUCUUUUUAAUACAUAUUUUUCAUUUAUGUCUUGGCAUACAUGGUUUUUUUAAGUGAGCUUUUUAUUGUAAAAUAAUAAGUAUAUUCUCUGCUUUUCCUUAUUUAGAAAUUUAGAAGCAAUAGAAAUAAAGUUGGGUUAUAUGGAAGCUAGGUAGUUUGGUAGAGGUAAACAAAAUGAUGUAUGGUGGCUUCAGCUAAUACAAAUCCAAAAAAAAUUUAAGAUCACAUUCAGUAGACAAUACUAGUAGAUGUUAAUCCCUUCAUUUAUUUACAGAAAGAGAAAUUAUGGAUUAUGUUCAGAGCCAAGAAGAAUUGAAAAUAUUUGUUAUAGCUACAAAAUUUAUGUUUGUUUUUUUCUCUUAAAAGUAAUCUGUUUUCAGGUCUAUGAACAUUUCUUGGGAAGCAUGUUAAAUGGAAUUUUAAAUUUUACUUAAAUUGAUUCUGGAACAUUUUUUGAGUGCAAGACACAAACAUAUCUGAUAAUUUCUCCCUGCUUGCUUAAAUAGACAAAUACUGUGAUGUAGUCAUAGACCUAGUUUUAUCCUCCAGUAAUUGAAUGGGUAUUUUUUUUUUUAUGGUUAUAAAGUAUAGGAACUGGUGAAUACUACUGCCAAACAAAGAGUAUAGAGGUAUACCUGAGUUUAACUACCCUGAUUCCUUAUUUUAUUGUGAAUGUUCUGGGAAAAGGGAUUUAUGAUUUGCAUUAAAGUAAAAAAUAAUUGAUAAUUUCUAAUUUAAUUUGCAAGGCCACAUCAUAAACUGUUUAGAAUUCACUUAAAACUUUUUUUUAAAAUAAAGAGGCAAAGUCAAAUUAUAAGACAUCUAAAGCUGCUGUUUUGUCAACUAUGUAAAACAUCUUGUGAAUUUUGUAGAUAUUUAGAUUGUCUUAUGUUAAGUAUCUUUAGCAAAAAUUACUUGCCUUUCUCUGAAGAAUAGGAAUUAAUUCUCUGAAGAAUAUUGUAAUUUAAAUCAGUCCUUUGUUUUACUUUGAAAUUUAAAAUAAAUUUGGGAUUUUUUUAUCCUAA
Monodelphis domestica (gray short-tailed opossum) is the source of this 9086-nucleotide messenger RNA. RefSeq names its product zinc finger and BTB domain containing 41 (gene ZBTB41). Gene Ontology annotation, molecular function: protein binding. The record is from RefSeq and is a predicted model, not a curated record. Lineage: Eukaryota; Metazoa; Chordata; Mammalia; Didelphimorphia; Didelphidae.